GUUCUGCGUCAUGGUCCCCCGCGCUCUCUUUUCCAUAUGCAAUGUGAGGAUACUGAAACUGUUUACUAAGAAUUCAAUACAGCCCCCGUAGAGCUCACCAAAACACGCGCAUAACCUCUCUUUCUUCGUUUAAUCGACCACUCAACUCAGCUUGCGCAUCAAGCAUGGCGAGCCACAGGCGCACGAAAGACAUCUCGUACGAUGAGGAUGAUUUGGACGACUAUGACGAAGACUAUGGCGAUGGAGAUUAUGGCGAAGAUGAACAACUCCGACAGUGUACCGUAAAAGUAAAAUCAGCAUUAGGCUCAGAGUACAUAAUCUCGGAUCAAGAAAUUCAGGAGGCAUUGUGGCACUACUAUUAUGAUAUACACAAGUCCAUCACAUAUCUGAAGAAUAAGCACGCGACUCCGACCACGAAUCUCAAGCAACCGAAAGUAACAAAACCGGCCUCUAAGUUUGACCAAGCAGUGACCGCUGCGGCAAGGGCGGUUCCUAAAGCUAUCAAAGAUCCAGUACCUUCGACCUCGUAUCCGCUUCCGAGGCCGUUGCCUGCUACAUUAUUGUAUGCUGUUGAUGUGACAAACUUUUUUGAAGAUACUCCGUGGCUCGCUGUUCCUCCUCACAGAACGAGCAACAUGAUCAUCCAAUCAAAGGUUCCUCGUGGCGGUCUACUCGGAGGUUCAUCCAAGCCUUCCAAGCUGGCCGCUCUCGCAGCUGCAAGGAAGAAGAAGCAACAGGAGCAAGAAGAAUCCAGAUCGGGUACUCAGAAUGCUACCAGAGAGGCGGCCCGCGCCGUGUCGAUGCUUGAUCGCCUUGGGGACAAACAGAAGCCGUCAUCUGAUGCAGCUAUCGAUAUGCUGAAACCGCAACCCAUUACCGUAGAUAGUGAGGUCAUAUCUCAGCAGAAACAAUACCCAGUCCGGAUUAAAAAAAGUCAAAGCCCUCCUCCAAUACAGGUACAGCCUCGGACGUCGGACGAACAGCCUCCUGAACCCGAAUUCGAAGUUUCUGAUCUGGUCGCACAUCCCUCCAUAUUUGCUACGACGGUAGCUGGGCACCAAUCCAGCCAGAUGGAUUUUUUUCCUUUGCCUCAUGUUUCCAGCGUGUUUCCAUUAUAUGUACCCCGAGAGGAGGCAUUUGCUAAAAGUAAUCCAUUCCUAGGACCAAGCCCUGACGAUGUCGUAACGUCCGCCCAAUCACAGUCCAAAGGUUCGAUCCAGCAGUAAAGGUCUGAAGAAUGUCCACUGAUAUUAAUCAGGAAAUCUUGGCAAGAGCACAACGUCCAAAGUUGGGGACGCGAGCAACGAUGCCGGAGGUCUCGCCAAUGGUGUUGCAAAGAUCACUGUGGAAGAAUCUGUGAGGAUCAAAAGCAAAAACCUCGACGUUAAAAAAGAGUUCGAGAGAUCGAACAUGAAGCGAGCAAUGAAUUUCGUUGUCAUUGGUAA
Pseudovirgaria hyperparasitica is the source of this 1445-nucleotide messenger RNA. RefSeq lists its product as uncharacterized. The transcript is spliced from 4 exons. NCBI's taxonomy places the organism in Eukaryota, Fungi, Ascomycota, Dothideomycetes, Acrospermales, Acrospermaceae. Bases 165 to 1226 code for a protein of 353 amino acids. The record is from RefSeq and is a predicted model, not a curated record.